AUGGAAUUCAACUUGACGCACGCCGGGCGCGAUGCGCACAGCCACGGCGUACUGGCGCACAUACUUUUCGGCAAUCACUCAUUCUUCUAUAAUAACACCGACGAUCUUGAUACAGGGGAGGACUUGGAAGUGAAUACGGACGUAUAUUCCAAAGUGAUCGUCACCAUCAUCUACUUGCUUCUGUUCGCCGUGGGUUCACUGGGCAACUCCAUCACCCUGUGCACCCUCCUGAGCAAAAAUAGUCUGCAGAACCUGCAGAGCACCGUCCACUACCACCUAGCCAGCCUGGCAGUGUCCGAUCUGCUCAUCUUGGUCCUAUCCAUGCCCAUCGAGCUAUACAACUUCAUUUGGUUCCAUCACCCCUGGGUUUUCGGUGACGCAGUUUGCCGCGGCUACUACUUCUUACGGGACAGCUGCUCGUACGCCACCGCCUUCAACAUAGCUUCGCUGAGCGUGGAGCGCUACAUGGCUAUCUGCCACCCGUUUAAAGCCAAGAGCAUCAUGUCACGGAGCCGCACCAAGAAGCUGAUCAGCGGUAUGUGGCUCGCCUCAUUCGCGCUGGCCACGCCGAUGCUUUUCAUCAUGGGCCAAGAGAUGCGCCAGGGAGAGAACAUCUGCACCGCCACCGUGGCCCCUGUCACCAUGAAGACUGUUCUACAGGUGAACGCCUUCUUGUCUUUUGUGGUGCCCAUGGUAGCCAUUUCGGCAUUGAAUGGAAUUAUUGCCAACCAGCUGUUGCGAAUGUUCCACGAGGCAGAGCAAGACAAUCGCAUCUGCAUCAUUGCCGGCAAUCCAACAAUGCUCAACGUCUCAGUGGAGCCCAAUCGGGCUCAGUCACUUCGCCAUGGAGUUCUCGUUCUUCGAGCAGUGGUCAUUGCCUUUGUGGUCUGCUGGCUGCCUUACCACGCUCGCCGUCUAAUGUUCUGCUACGUCUCUGAUUGGUCCAUUACCCUGUACGACUUUUACCACUACUUCUACAUGCUGACCAACGUCCUCUUCUACGUCAGCUCAGCCAUAAACCCUGUCCUCUACAACUUGGUGUCGGCACCCUUCCGUCAGAUGUUCUUCUCUACACUGCGCUACUUUUGCAUGCCUUGCCGUCACUCCCCCAGGAGGCAACCAGGCCCUAUGACCCGCCAUUCACUCAGCAUCUCCAGCAACCAUACCGUCUCCACCAACAUUAUCAAAGAGACAGCCUACUGA
Messenger RNA from Nerophis lumbriciformis (worm pipefish), 1203 nucleotides. The record is from RefSeq and is a predicted model, not a curated record. Lineage: Eukaryota; Metazoa; Chordata; Actinopteri; Syngnathiformes; Syngnathidae.